UUUUUUUCUGAUAAACCUCACCAGCUCCUCUCGGCUCUCAUAUACAACUGCAACUACUAAACCCUCUCUCUCUCUCUCUAUCUCUCUUCACCAUUUCUUUAUCUUCCAUGGAAGAACAACCUUCAACAACAAACUAAAACAAACAUGUUUCUAAGGUUGUUUCUUCUCUUAUCACUGGUCUCUUUCUCACACUCAGCUUCUUGUCAUAAUAACACAGACUUCCGUCAGUUAAGCAGAGUUUUCCGUUACGUCUCCGGCUUCAACUCUUCUUGGUUCUCCUCCUCCUCUAACUGCUCCGCCGCCGUCACUCAAAUCGUGCUUCCGUCAAGAAACCUAAACGGCACCGUUUCUUGGAACCCUUUGCGUAAUCUCACGCGCUUACGUGUUCUUGAUCUCUCCAACAACUCUCUCCAUGGUUCUAUUCCCACUUGGCUCUGGUCUAAACCGGGUCUCGUCUCUGUUAAUCUCUCCCGGAAUCGGUUUGGUGGCUCUAUACGAGUGAUUCCGGUUAAUGGUUCUGUUUCUUCUGUUCAGAAGUUGAAUCUCUCGUUCAAUCGGUUUACAAACGCUGUUAACUUAACCGGGUUUAUUAACCUCACAGCUCUCGAUCUCUCUGGUAACAAUCUCGGUGUUUUGCCACUUGGUUUAGCUUCUCUCUCCGGUUUAAACCAUCUCGAUAUCUCACGAUGUAAAAUCAACGGCAGUGUUAAACCAAUCUCCGGUUUAAAAUCGUUGAAUUACUUGGAUUUAUCGGAGAAUUCAAUGAACGGUUCGUUUCCGGUUGAUUUUCCGAAUCUCAACCAUCUCCGGUUCUUGAAUUUAUCUGCAAAUCGGUUUUCCGGUUCGGUCGGGUUUGACAAAUACCGUAAAUUCGGCAAAUCGGCUUUCUCACACGGCGGCAGUUUCGUAUUCAACGACUCCAAAAUCCCGAACCACCACCUUCUCCAUAGUCUCCCUCACCGGAAUCCUCCGCCGCCACGUCAUCGACCCGUCAAAACUCACCGUUUUCAUAAACACACUCCUCUGGUGAUCGGUUUGUCAUCUUCGUUAGGAGCUUUGGUAAUCCUAAUAUUCGCGGUGGCCAUAAUUAUAAUCCGCCGUAGAUUGAAAUCGGCGAAGAUGAAAACGAGAUGGGCGAUUUCGAACCCAGUACCGAUGGAUUACAAGAUGGAUAAAUCUGGACCGUUCGAAUUCGGGACGGAGUCAGGUUCGUCAUGGGUCGCCGAUAUAAAAGAACCAACGGCGGCUCCGGUUGUGAUGGCAUCUAAGCCGUUGAUGAAUCUUACUUUCAAGGAUCUGAUUGUUGCCACGUCACAUUUCGGAACGGAGUCCGUUAUAUCUGACGGCACUUGUGGUCCGCUUUAUCGUGCCGUAUUACCAGGAGAUCUCCACGUGGCAAUCAAAGUGCUUGAAAAGAUCAGAGACGUUGAUCAAAACGACGCCAUUACUGCGUUUGAAGCUUUGACUCGGCUUAAACAUCCAAAUCUGUUGACUCUCUCCGGUUAUUGCAUCGCAGGAAAAGAGAAGCUUAUAUUAUACGAAUUUAUGGCAAACGGAGAUCUUCACCGAUGGUUACACGAGCUUCCGGCUGGAGAAACCAACGUGGAAGAUUGGAGUGCUGAUACAUGGGAGAGUCACGUCGGAGACUCGUCUCCUGAGAAAACAAACUGGCUUAUACGUCACCGUAUUGCCAUUGGGGUUGCACGUGGUUUAGCCUAUCUUCAUCAUGUUGGUACUACUCAUGGACACUUAGUUGCUACCAACAUCCUCUUAACCGAAACCCUAGAGCCGCGGAUCUCGGAUUUUGGUAUCAACAACAUAGCGAAAACGGGCAAUGAUAACAAUGUAGAAUUCGAUGUGUAUAGUUUCGGGGUGAUUUUGUUUGAGUUGUUAACCGGGAAGCAAGGGAGUGAUGAGAAUGUUAAAUCGGUUCGAAGGUUGGUUAAGGAGAGGAGAGGUGAAGAAGCUCUUGAUUCGAGAUUGCGAUUAGCGGUUGGAGAAUCGGUUAAUGAGAUGGUCGAGAGUCUUCGGGUUGGUUACUUUUGCACGGCUGAUACGCCAGGGAAGCGACCAACAAUGCAACAAGUCUUGGGUCUUCUUAAAGACAUACGUACUGUUUCGCGUUGAGUUAGGGACGUGAGAAAAAGUUUGGUUUAAGAUAAAUCAUGUGAGUAUUAAUUAGAUUCGAGUGUUGUGCGAUUGUUGUGGUGUGUGAGUUACAUGCGGUUUUGUCAAAGUUACUUUGUAUUUUUUUUUUCUUUUUUCUUUUUGGAAAUUAUAGAAAAAAUAUUUCUAAAAAUUGACAAAAUUUU
Molecule: messenger RNA, 2312 nt
Organism: Capsella rubella
Lineage: Eukaryota; Viridiplantae; Streptophyta; Magnoliopsida; Brassicales; Brassicaceae
Product: calmodulin-binding receptor kinase CaMRLK
Exons: 2
Coding region: 145-2127 (660 amino acids)
Biological process (GO): protein phosphorylation
Molecular function (GO): ATP binding; protein kinase activity; protein binding
Source: RefSeq, a predicted model, not a curated record